Colletotrichum higginsianum IMI 349063 is the source of this 1908-nucleotide messenger RNA. RefSeq names its product Tyrosinase. The transcript has 4 exons. Bases 1 to 1908 code for a protein of 635 amino acids. Gene Ontology annotation, molecular function: oxidoreductase activity. The record is from RefSeq and is a predicted model, not a curated record. Lineage: Eukaryota; Fungi; Ascomycota; Sordariomycetes; Glomerellales; Glomerellaceae.
AUGUCUUCCAUCGGCCUGCUUCUGUCCCUGCUCCUCCUCGCCAUAACCGGGUCGGCCUCGCCGUAUUCAUCGACCUACGAUUAUGGCUUCGACGCAGGGAAACUAGCCAAACGCCAGGCCCAACAACGAAUUGUUGUUGCUAAGCUUCCUUCCGUUAACAAAACCAUUCCUAUUCGGCAAGAGAUCAGGCAGAUGAAGCAGAACCCGUUCAAAUGGAACCUUUUCAUCCUCGCGUCUAGCAUGCUACAGUACACAGAUCAGAAAGAUGAGCUAUCCUGGUACCAAAUAGCAGGCAUUCACGGUGUUCCCUUCGUACCCUGGAAUGGGGUCCCAGGCAUCCCAGGAGGCGAGGACAGAGGCUAUUGCACACACAUGUCCAUCUUGUUUCCAUCAUGGCACCGACCAUACCUUGCUCUGUACGAGAUGAAGACGUUGACACCAUGGCAGCAAGUUCUCUAUCGGCUCGUUCAGCUGAUCGCCUCAUGGUUCCCAGAUCCCACUGAACGUUCCUUUUACCAAAACGCUGCAAUUGACUUCCGCAUUCCGUACUGGGACUGGGCCACGCCGCCGCCACCCGGAGAGAUGGUCUACUUAUCGGAGUUCGCAGAGCCGGGGAUCCAAGUGUACGGCCCCAGAGGAUGGCAGUUCAUCGCGAACCCGCUGCAUAGUUACAAAUUCCGGCCACUUGACCCAGAAGUCUUUUCCGAAGGCGAUUUUCCGCGUUGGACAGAGACGAUGCGAGCGCCCUUCGAGACAUCAAACAACCAGAGCAUUGCGCACGCAGUCGAGCAUGCCAGACCAGCGCUUCAGCAACGUCUCUACACGCUCUUAUCGAACUAUAAGGACUAUGGACCCUUCAGCAACAAGUACUGGGGGAUAGCAACAAAUCAGUCUCAAUACGACUCCAUUGAGUCACUCCACGACGCCAUGCAUGUUCUGGUUGGCAACCGCGGCCAUCUCUUCUAUAUACAAUACUCGGCGUUCGAUCCUGUCUUCUUUCUGCACCAUACUAUGGCGGACAGAAUUGUGGCGAUGUGGCAAGUCCUGUACCCAAUGUCUUGGGUGUCCGCUCAAGUCGCCGUGGAACACUCUUUCACGAUGCCGCCAGGAUACGCCCAAGACGCGUUUACAGAACUCAAGCCAUUCUAUGCAGACGUCAACGGCACUUUCUGGAAUUCAGCAAUGGCAAGGGACACCUCGGCCUUUGGGUACUCGUACGCCGAGACUAGCUCCAGCCCAGGGAGUAACCUGGCCGAGAACCAGGCACGGCUCAUAGCAACCAUCAACCGGCUCUAUGGGCCAUCCAGCUCCUCUAACCCAGCCCGGAAGAGAAGGAGAACGGCGACAGGAAGUGAUCCGGGCGCCCGUGACCAGGUUAGAAAAGGGACGAUUUCCAGCAAGAAGGUGAUGGAUUUUUCCCACGACGUAGACUUCGUUUCCAAAGUAGUUACGAAAGCCACCAUGUACACCGAAUGGGUUGCCAACGUACACGUCCAGAAUGGGGCGCUGAACGGCUCGUUUACCGUUCAUUUCUUUCUUGGCGAAGUGCCCGAAGACACAACUUCCUGGCUUGCUGCACCAAACUUGGUGGGAUCGAUGCCAGUAUUCGCAAUGAAAAACAUGGGUUCGGGUAACCAUGUAUCGGGGACUGUUCCUUUGACGUCUGCUUUAAUGCAUUUGGUGUUGGCAGAAGUCAUCUCCGGGCUUGAUCCCAAGGAGACCGAGCCUUACCUUGAGGAGAACCUCCGAGUCCGCGUUGUCGGAGAAGAUGGAGCGGAGAUAUCCGUGGACACCAUCAACAGCUUACACAUUCAAGUCGCGAGCUCACAAGUUCGGGCAGCCAGGAACGAAUGGGAGCUUCCGAGUUGGGGUACCGUAGUGGAGAGGUUCGUGAUGCACCACGGUUGA